This is a messenger RNA of Tripterygium wilfordii, 1077 nucleotides long. RefSeq lists its product as uncharacterized. Gene Ontology annotation, cellular component: chloroplast. Gene Ontology annotation, molecular function: double-stranded DNA binding. The record is from RefSeq and is a predicted model, not a curated record. Gene Ontology annotation, biological process: chloroplast organization; regulation of DNA-templated transcription. Bases 1 to 1077 code for a protein of 358 amino acids. The transcript has 4 exons. Lineage: Eukaryota; Viridiplantae; Streptophyta; Magnoliopsida; Celastrales; Celastraceae.
AUGUCGUUUUGCCGAGUUGCCGACGAGAAGCAGCAGAAACCCUUUCAUCGGAUUGGUGUAAAGAGUGCCGUCGGGAAGCACCAGUGGAGGUUGGCGGUGGUGAUCUCGAAAAUUUAUGAAGUCGGAUUUUCCUUAGAAACUGCUGAAUUCUUGUCGAAGAGAGUCUAUUUUGAGAAUUCUGAAAGACCAGAUUGCGUCGUUCAAUUUCUCAGAGAUAAUGGACUCACCAAUGCGCAUCUCUCAAAACUUGUCAGGUCGAUAGGUGUUUCAGGAAGCGACCUGGCAGAUGUGGUCUCUUUUGGCGUGAAUAUCUUGGAGCGGAGCCUGAGUAAGAAAAUCAUCCCCUUUUGUAAUACCUUAAAGAACUAUCUCAAAGACGAUGACAAGAUUCUCAGUGUGUUGAAAUGUAAAAGUUUUGUGUGUGGUAAGUCUUUGUUGCUUGCUCACAACAUCUCAAUCUUGCAACGGCUCGGAGUUCCCAAAUCAUCGAUUACGUUUCUGCUUACCCAUCAUCCCAGUGUACUGUGUAGCAGUGAUGAAAAGUUUAAUAGAGAGGUUGAAAAGGCCGUUGGAUUUCGAUUCGACCCUUCAAGAAUUAGUUUUGUCUACGCACUUGAUGCACUUUGUUCGAUAUCUAGAGAGUCAUGGGUACAUAAAUCGGAUAUUUACAGGAGGUUGGGUUGGUCGGAAGAUGAGUUCCUUUCAGCUUUUAGAAGCUUUCCAAAAUGUAUGGAUUAUUCCAAAGAGAAUAUCACAAGAAAAAUGGAUUUUUUUGUGAACAAAUUUGGUUGGCCUCCUGCAACUGUUUCUAAAGCACCAGUAGUUCUGAGUUACAGUACGGAGAAGAGGAUAAUCCCUAGGUGUUCAGUUAUCAAAAUUUUGCUUAAUGAAGGGUUACUCAUGGAAAAUCCUCCUUUGUCAACUUCUUUAACUUCUUCUGAUAAAAGAUUUCGGGAUAGAUUUGUGGUUGCAUACCAGGAGCACGUGCCUCAACUGCUUGAUAUCUUUCAAGGGAAAGUGAAACUUUCCGAAUUGGACUUUAAAUCCGAAGGGAUAUCUUGGGUUCAACAUUUUUAG